Molecule: messenger RNA, 984 nt
Organism: Penicillium argentinense
Lineage: Eukaryota; Fungi; Ascomycota; Eurotiomycetes; Eurotiales; Aspergillaceae
Exons: 2
Coding region: 1-984 (327 amino acids)
Source: RefSeq, a predicted model, not a curated record
AUGCUACAAGAGGUUAUGAAGCCCUCUUUGCUCAUCAUGGAUAGUAAAUCUGGACACCCAAAACUUAUUCGAACAAACUAUCACUCUUGGAAACUAAACGCCAAAGUCCAGCUCACCAGACUGGGAGCACUGGGCAUCGUUGAAGGCACCGAGCCCGUUCCCGAGUUCCCCUUUACAACGCGAGCAGCCGAAGUCACAAAUUACAGCCAGAAUGUCAAAGUCUAUAGACAAGCUCGAGAAAAGGCGAUACAAUGGAUUUGGAAUCAUAUCCACAGCGACUUCCACAGCAUCGUUGCAGUUGUGCGUCGAGACCCUCGAGCCAUGUGGCUGGAACUAGAACGGCGACUAGGAGGAAGAAACAACCACAAUAUCUGGGCUGUAAGGCAACAACUUGGGAGCGAAACAUUCAAAGAAAACGACACUAUUCAAACAUGGUCCGCUCGUCUCGAUACCUACAGCCAACGCUUGAUUGGAACUGGAUCAGAGCUGUCCGAUCUAGAGAGAAUUGCCAAAUUACUCAGUACACUUCCCAAACGCUUCGAAAUUACGGUAUCUCACAUUCAGCGAAUCCCGAAUCUCGACUACCAGACUGCUCUUCAGCAACUCCUUGACUUUGAGAAUCAACUACCGGAAGAGGCUAUCGAUAUAAACCCUCUGAGCCAUACCAUCGGGGGCAACGCAACGACGCCUCUCGACAAAGAGUAUACUGCAACCAUUGUGGACGAAAAGGUCAUACCAAAUCAAAGUGCUGGGAGCUUCAGCGACGUGAAGAAGAAGAUAGACAAAACCAAGAACGACUAUCCCGAAUACCAUGCCGUACAAACUACACAGCUGAAGACGUGCCGCCUGCAUCAGCAAACCCGCCCCAACCGUCAUCUCGAUCUGAUACGAACUACAUGGAAGAUGGAUUUGCCCACAUGGCAAGCCACGCUGCAUCAUCCACAAACGAAUGGAUACUCGAUUCUGGAGCAAGCCAUACAAUGA